AGCUUGACAAACUACAGCACAGCUAGAACAAGCUUGACUGGCAUCAUGUUCAGACUGAAGGAAGUCCAGCGUCUCCUGGUGCUGACAUUUCUCUGCCAAACAGUUCAUGGAAGUCACAUCAUAAAUGGGGAAAAGGCUCCUGUAAACUCAAUGCAGUACAUGGUCUCAGUGCAGAGCAAUGGAAAACAUGUAUGUGGAGGAUUUCUGAUCAGUGAGGACUUUGUGGUCACUGCUGCUCACUGCAAUAAUCCUAAACCCGAUCUGGUUGUCCUGGGAAAUCAUAAUAUCAAAAGUUCAAAUGUAAAAAAAAUAAACAUUCAGUACAGCUGCGAAUUCCCAACUUUCCAAAAUGUUGGACUUGGCAAUGACAUCAUGCUGCUUAAAUUGUCUGGGAAAGCUUCACUAAAUAACAAGGUGAAAACAAUUCCACUUCCAACGUCUUCCAAUGACAACCUUAGAGACGGUCAGAUCUGCUCUGUAGCUGGAUGGGGUAAAACUGGAACCAGCCAUCAUAUGGUGGAUGACCUGAGAGUGGUGAAUGUGUCGAUCUUAAAUCCACAACUCUGUUGGGAGAAAUGGGGUGGCCUGCCUUCCAAUGUGAUCUGUGCUGGUGGAUACGACACAGACAAAGGAUUUUGUCAGGGUGAUUCCGGUGGUCCACUGGUGUGCAACGGGGUAGCUGUUGGUGUCGUGUCAUUCAACAGAGAUUUAAACUGCAACUACCCAGAUGUACCCAACGUCCACACAGACAUAUCCAAAUAUCUUCCGUGGAUCAACAACGUUAUGAAAACGAAGGAAUGUGUGUAGCAAACUUGUUACAGAAGGUCUUCCUGCUCAGAAAGUUGUUCAUCUCAUUUCAUUGCCUUUGUCAACUUCUGGUUUUCUACAGAAUUAUGAAAUAAAGCAAAGCAAAAUGAAAUUAAAUGCUAAAAGUGAGAUUUUUUUUAUUUCUCAACAGAAACAUAUAAGUAUAUAUUUAACAAGAGUAUUAUACUGUUUAUAUUGUCUAUGGAGUCAGUUCUGCCCUGGGACGUCCUCCUCGUGGGACAUUCUGGACAAAUACACCCAACAUCUACACAGAAGUUUCUAUAUAUCAUCAGUGGCUCAACUAUGCUGUAAAGGAAAAGAAAUGUGGUUGUGCAAAUCUUUAGAGUGAAGCAUUGUUCCAGCUCAUGGCAUGUGGGCGGUGAAGUUGUGGCUUCCAUUUAGGUCGAUGUCAUCCUCUUCUGCUCUUCAGCUGAAUAAAACAAAACGCUUUCGAAU
Poecilia latipinna (sailfin molly) is the source of this 1263-nucleotide messenger RNA. Its product is annotated as duodenase-1-like. Gene Ontology annotation, molecular function: serine-type endopeptidase activity. The transcript is spliced from 5 exons. Gene Ontology annotation, biological process: proteolysis. Lineage: Eukaryota; Metazoa; Chordata; Actinopteri; Cyprinodontiformes; Poeciliidae. The record is from RefSeq and is a predicted model, not a curated record. The coding region runs from base 46 to 807 and encodes 253 amino acids.